AUGGGCCCUCCAAUGCAGAAGGCUGCUCUCCCCUGCCUGAGUCUCAUCCUGCUUAUCUGGAGCCAGGGUCCGGGGGUCCAAGGCCAAGGAUUCCAAUUUGGGCCCUGCCGAGUGGAGGGGGUCGUUCUACAGGAACUGUGGCAGGCCUUCUGGGCCAUGAAGGACAUUGUGCAAGCUCAGGAUAACAUCAUGAAUGUCCGGCUGCUGCGGAGGGAGGUCCUGCAGAACGUCUCGGACGCUGAAAGCUGUUACCUCGUCCGUGCUCUGCUGAACUUCUACUUGAAUACCGUCUUCAAAAACUACCAUAAGAAGGCAACUGAGCUCAGGAUCCUGAAGUCAUUCUCUACUCUGGCCAACAAUUUUAUUGUCAUCCUGUCAAAACUACAACCCAGCCAGGAAAAUGAGAUGUUUUCCAUCCGUGAGAGUGCACGCAGGAGGUUUCUGCUGUUCCAGAGAGCAUUUAAAAAGCUGGACAAAGAAGCAGCUCAGAUCAAAGCCUUUGGAGAAGUGGACUUUCUCCUGACCUGGAUGCAGAGAUUCUACCAGCUCUGA
Molecule: messenger RNA, 552 nt
Organism: Molossus molossus (Pallas's mastiff bat)
Lineage: Eukaryota; Metazoa; Chordata; Mammalia; Chiroptera; Molossidae
Gene: IL24
Product: interleukin 24
Exons: 5
Coding region: 1-552 (183 amino acids)
Source: RefSeq, a predicted model, not a curated record